UUCAAUUAAUAGAACAGAAUAGUUGAAUUAAUAAGAGAACCGGUCAAGCCAAUCCGUACGCAUGGAUGGGAAAGUUUGGUCUUCGGCCUCGCAGUCUCGGCUACACUGCGCAUUGCUUUCUCUCUACAAAAACCUCCGAAACUCCCCGCCAAUUCACCGAACUCUGCUCCAAUGGCCGCCUGAAAGAAGCAUUCGAGGCCUUCCGAUCACAGAUAUGGUCGGACCCAUCUCUUUUCUCUCACCUUCUCCAUGGAAGCAUCCAAACCCAAUCACUAUCCCUCACCAAACAGCUCCAUUCUCUUGUCAUUACUUCCGGCUGUUCCUCCGACAAGUUCGUCUCGAACCACCUUCUCAACGCCUACGCCAAAUUCGGGGAGUUACGAACCGCCCUCCAACUGUUCGACGUAAUGCCGAGGAAGAACUUCAUGUCCUGCAACAUUCUAAUCGGUGGGUUUAUUAAGAACGGCGACUUGGAGAGCGCACGGGAGGUGUUCAAACAAAUGCCGGAACGGAAUGUUGCGACGUGGAAUGCGAUGGUUAUGGGUAUGAUCCAGUUCGAAUUCAACGAGGAGGGGUUGAGUUUGUUUUUCCAAAUGCAUGGUUUGGGGUUUAUGCCCGAUGAGUUCGGUCUGGGCAGUGUUCUUCGAGGUUGCGCGGGAUUGAAAGAUUUGAGAACUGGCUGGGAGAUUCAUGGGUAUGUCGUGAAAUCUGGGUUUGAGUUCAAUUUGGUCGUUGGUAGUUCUUUGGCUCACAUGUACAUGAAAUCCGGAAGCCUGGAAGAUGGAGAGAAGGUGAUCAAAGCCAUGCCAAUUCACAAUGUGGUUGCGUGCAACACGCUUAUUGCGGGAAGAGCUCAAAAUGGGUGUCCUGAAGGAGCUUUGGAUCAGUAUAAUAUAAUGAAAAUGGCAGGUUUUAAGCCUGACAAAAUCACAUUUGUGAGUGUAAUCAGUUCGUGUUCAGAGUUAGCAACGCUUGGAAUGGGCCAACAGAUUCAUGCAGAGGCAAUUAAAACUGGUUCUAGUACAGCUACUUCAGUGAUUAGUUCACUGAUAAGUAUGUACUCUAGAUGCGGGUGCUUGGAUGAAUCUAUAAAAAUCUUCUCGGAAAGGGAAGACGAUGAUGCCGUGUUGUGGAGCUCGAUGAUUGCUGCUUACGGUUUCCAUGGGAAGGGAGAGGAAGCCAUCCAUGUGUUUAACCAGAUGGAGCAGGAAGGGUUGGAGGCAAACGAAGUUACUUUCCUAAGCUUGCUUUAUGCUUGUUCUCAUUGUGGAUUGAAAGAUAAAGGGCUUGAAUUUUUUAAUUUGAUGGUACAUAAGCCUGAGCUGGAGCCUCGACUAGAACAUUAUACGUGCGUGGUUGAUCUGCUUGGGCGAUCUGGCCGUUUGGAAGAAGCAGAUGCUUUUAUACGAACUAUGCCUGUAAAGGCGGAUGCUAUUAUAUGGAAGACGUUGUUAUCUGCCUGUAAAAUCCAUAAAAACGCAGAUAUGGCAAAAAGGAUUGCCGAAGAAGUUCUUAGGCUCGACCCUCAAGAUUCAGCGUCUUAUGUGCUGCUGUCAAAUAUUCAGGCUUCUGCUAGACAAUGGAAGGAUGUUUCAGAAGUGAGGAAAGCAAUGAGAGAUAGGAGUGUGAAGAAGGAACCGGGUAUCAGCUGGUUUGAGAUGAAGAACCAGGUUCACCAGUUUUGUGUGGGCGAUAAAUCCCACCCGCAAGCAAUGGAGAUCGAUCUCUACUUGAAAGAACUGACUUGGGAAAUGAAACUACGAGGUUACAUGCCUGAUACUGGCUCUGUUUUGCAUGAUAUGGAUACCGAGGAGAAAGAGUUUAACUUGGGACAGCACAGUGAAAAAUUGGCAAUUGCUUUUGCUCUAAUGAACACUCCAGAGGGUGUUGCAAUCCGGGUAAUGAAGAAUUUGCGCAUCUGCGGUGAUUGCCAUGUUGCCAUCAAAUACAUAUCAGAGAUAAAGAAUCGAGAAAUUAUCGUUCGGGAUGCUAGCAGGUUUCACCACUUCAAAAAUGGUAAAUGUUCUUGUGGUGAUUACUGGUAGUGAUAGAGUUAUUGCAUUUGCAAUUCUCAAUUCAUAUUUUUACAGGAAACUAGGUGAUCUCAUAUAUGAAAAGAGCUUAAUGUUUUUAAUGCUAGUCUUCCUAGAAACUUUUCUGAGUAUUACUUGUUCUCAUGGUGGGGGUAAAUGUGUAAUUUACGCACACAUUUUAUAUAUAUAUAUAUACAUGUAUGCGCGUGGGACAUGGGGGCAAAUUUUACAGCAUUUGAGGGCAUGUCGAGGGAGAAAGUGAUGACCAGCUGUAAAUGGUGCAAGUGGAUUGCAAGAAGUGAUGGCUGGGAAGGAGCGUCGUGAUUAAGUUUUGAUGCAAGUGGGUAUAUAUAUACAGAGAAAAUGAAGAAGAAAUAUGAAGAAGCAGAGAGCAAAUGGCCGAGAGGUUUGAAGCAGAGAGUGGCCGAGAGAUCGAGAGAGAGAGCUGGGAGCCAUGCUGGUGGCCGGAGGCAGCCGCGAGGGUGGCCGGAGUUGGCCGCAACAGCAAGCGGCCAUUGCCGCAAGCUUCACGCGGCCAUGGCUGCAAGCGAGCGAAGCAGGGGCAGCCGGCGAUGGAGCAGCAGUGGCGACGGUAGGCUGCGCACGGGCUGGUAGUGGCCGGAGGCGCGGGCUGCGGUGGAGGCAACCGUCGGUGGUUGCCGUGGGCAGCAGUGGAGCCGGAGGCGCGGCCAUGGCAGCCGCGAAGCUGCUGUUGCAGCAGCUGGCCCGCAACGCAGCCGGCGACGGCGGCGGUAUGGCGGCUAACGGCAAGGUCGGGAGAGGCCGGCGAGGGCGGCAGCAAGGCCGGCAACGCGGCGGUGCAGCGGCUGGGCGAGGCUCUGUUCGCGCGCGCAGCGGAAGCUGGAGGAAGAAGAAAAAGAAGAAAAGAAAAAAAGAAAAAUGAAAACAAAGGAAAAAAAUGGAAAAAGAAUGCGAAAAAAAUCUUAGAAAAAUAGGAAAUAGAGAUUUAUUAAUAUUUUGAAUAUUUUAACAAGAAAAUUAUUCGGACACA
Messenger RNA from Diospyros lotus (date-plum), 3045 nucleotides. RefSeq names its product pentatricopeptide repeat-containing protein At2g41080. Gene Ontology annotation, molecular function: protein binding; RNA binding; zinc ion binding. The transcript has a single exon. The record is from RefSeq and is a predicted model, not a curated record. Gene Ontology annotation, biological process: RNA modification. The coding region runs from base 66 to 2045 and encodes 659 amino acids. Lineage: Eukaryota; Viridiplantae; Streptophyta; Magnoliopsida; Ericales; Ebenaceae.